AUGUUCAAAUCCCUCCUCUUGGCGGCGGGCCUCGCCUCCCUGGCAUCAGCCAAGCAGGCAUGCGACUUCAACAUCACCGCCGACGAGGCCAGCACGCACGCCUGCGGCGCCGCGUGCCAGGCGACGUACAAGAAGAUGCAGGCCGGCGACCUCGCGCACUUCCGGACCGAGUUCGACUUUGGCUUCUACGAGACGGCGGCCAACUUUUCCGGGUCCAGGGCCGGCGACCUGCUCAAGCUGGAGCCCGUCAACGCGACCAGACUCGAUGUGAAGCCGGGGACGACCGUGUAUAGGAUCCAGUACACGUCUGUGGAUUAUGACGGCGAGUUGGUGCCCGCCACUGGAUACGUUGCGUUUCCUUACUCGGCGCCGGGGCAGGACGCUGCUAGAAAUGGCGCUGGUAAUGGCACUGGCAAUGGAAAUACAAACAGCACGACGGGUCGCUACCGGUUUGCCGCCUGGGCGCACGGCACGAGCGGCAUCUACCACGGCUGCGCGCCGUCCAACGGCCCAACACUCUACGACCCGUCCGCCUGGCAGGCCCUCAUCGACCAGGGCUACGCCGUCGUAGGCACCGACUACGCCGGCAUCGGCAACAACCACACAACACACAAGUUCCUCAGCUUCAACGCGCAGGCCACAGACGUGUACUACUCGACCAUCGCCGCGCGCAAGGCCUUCCCCGGCGUGCUGUCGAAAGAAUGGUUCAGCGUCGGGCACUCGCAGGGCGGCGGCACGGUGUGGAAGCUCGCGGAGAGCGACUUCGUGCAGGGCCAGGACAGCGGGUACGUCGGGACGGUGGCCAUCGCGCCGGCGACGUACGUCGUCGACAUGAUGCUCGGCGGGUACGACAGCGUGCCCGAGCCGGCGUUUGUGCCGCUGAUUCCCGAGAUGGUGCGCCGCGUCACGCCUGGGUAUAACGGCACUAUCCUGACGGACCAGAUGGACAGCCGCAUGAAGCUUGCCGAGGAGGCGCAGAUGUGCGUCGGCGGCUCGCUGGGCUUGUCGGUGGAUCUGGGCAAGGAGCAGAUUCUGUCGCGCGAGCGGCUGGACAGAGACUGGCCCGUGUAUCUGGAGUGGCAGGCCAGGACGGCCCCCGCGCUGGGCGCCGGGUCGUCGUCGCCGAUCCUCGUCAUCCAGGGUGCCAACGACAGUACUGUGCUGCCGCCGACGACCAGGGAGGCCGUGGAGCGGGCGUGCAAGGCCGGCAACGAGGUGCAUUAUAGCGAGUACCCCGGGAUGGAGCACACGCCUGUCGUGGCGGCCUCGCUGUCCGAGUGGGUGCCGUGGAUCAACGCCCGCUUCGACGAGGUUCAGGGGCUGAGGGCGGUGUCGGGGAAGGGGAAGUGCACCAAGAGGGUGCGGAAGGCGUUUGACCUUGCCAACGCAAAGACGCCGAGCGAGCUGUAG
Purpureocillium lilacinum is the source of this 1410-nucleotide messenger RNA. RefSeq lists its product as uncharacterized. Gene Ontology annotation, biological process: lipid catabolic process. Gene Ontology annotation, molecular function: triacylglycerol lipase activity. NCBI's taxonomy places the organism in Eukaryota, Fungi, Ascomycota, Sordariomycetes, Hypocreales, Ophiocordycipitaceae. The record is from RefSeq and is a predicted model, not a curated record.